Molecule: messenger RNA, 2011 nt
Organism: Hibiscus syriacus
Lineage: Eukaryota; Viridiplantae; Streptophyta; Magnoliopsida; Malvales; Malvaceae
Product: rust resistance kinase Lr10-like
Exons: 3
Coding region: 50-1873 (607 amino acids)
Biological process (GO): protein phosphorylation
Molecular function (GO): ATP binding; protein kinase activity; polysaccharide binding
Source: RefSeq, a predicted model, not a curated record
AUUGUCGCGGAACUUCUCCAAGUAGAUCCAUUGCUCAGAUAACGCAAAAAUGGUGAUCAUUCUCUUUCACUUCUUCUUGAUAUCCAGUGUUGCAGCAGUUGGUCUUGAUUCAGCCUCACCAUAUACACAUGGUUGUCAACCAACGAGCUGCAAGCGCGGCGGUCCCUCCGUCCGUUUCCCCUUCCGAUUGAAAGGCCGGCAACCUGACGGCUGUGGCUAUUCCGGGUUCAAUCUGACGUGCAACAACGACAACCACACGGUGCUGGAGCUUCCCCAAUCGGUGAAGUUGUUGGUGAGGCACAUAGAUUACAAGAAUCAAAGGAUUCAAGUGUAUGCCGAAGACGGUUGCGUUCAGAAUCAGCUUCAAAAUCUCACGUUAUCUUCGUCUUCUUUCAAUCUCAGCUCCGACAACGAUUAUUACCUAACACCGCGAAACAGUACCUUGUUCCAAUGCCCGGAUGGAGGCCAAUCCGACGUUGGCGAUUAUAAUAUCAUCCGUUGCUUAAGUACUAAGCCUGGGUUCUACGUGAAGUACACAUAUUCCGAUUCAAGCACCGAUUUAUUACACUGCCGGAGGACUAUAGAUCUGAGAGAAAUUCCGACAGGGUUGUUAAGGGACAGGAGUAACAAAUUUUACUUCAAUUGGAGUCGACCGGAGUGCGGUUACUGCGAAUCACGCCGCCUAGGUUGUCGACGAAAUGACACCAACGCCUGGGGCUUUGAAUGUUUUGACAUCCCCAUCAAACAUAUGGGUCUAAAAGUGAAGCUGAUGAUUUCAGGUUUAACAAUAGGUGGUUGUUUUCUUGUAUCGAGUCUUGCCGGAUUACUUUGGAUGUAUCAUCUACGUAAAAAAGAGAAGGAUGCUCAACGUAAAAUCGAACAGUUUUUAGAAGACUACAAGGCUCUUAAACCCUCAAGGUAUUCAUAUGCUGAUAUCAAGAGGAUCACGUUCCAAUUCAAGGAAAAACUGGGCCAAGGUGGUUACGGAACUGUGUUCAAAGGAACACUAUCCAAUGAUGUUUCCGUUGCCGUCAAGGUUCUCAACAAUUUCAAAGGGAACGGCGAAGAGUUCAUCAACGAAGUCGGUUCGAUGGGUCGAAUCCACCAUGUCAACGUGACUCGUCUCGUCGGCUUCUGUGCCGACGGAUAUAACCGAGCCCUCGUGUACGAGUACUUACCGAACGAGUCACUAGAGAAGUUCAUAUUCGAAGACAAUGGCGAGAAUCGUUCGUUCAGCUGGGAAAAGACAUACGAGAUUGCUUUAGGUAUCGCCAAAGGCAUCGAGUAUUUACACCAAGGUUGUGAGCAAAGAAUCCUCCAUUUCGACAUCAAACCUCACAACAUCUUGCUGGAUGAGAACUUCAACCCGAAAAUCUCCGAUUUCGGGUUGGCCAAGCUGUGUUCAAAAGAGCAGAGUGCCGUUUCGAUGACAGCGGCAAGAGGAACCAUGGGGUACAUUGCUCCUGAAGUACUGUCAAGGAACUUCGGGAACGUCUCGUACAAGUCGGAUGUUUAUAGCUUCGGGAUGCUGCUGCUGGAGAUGGUGGGAGGACGGAAGAACAUCGACGUGAAAGUGGAGAACGUAAGCCAAGUUUACUUCCCGGAAUGGGUUUACAAUCGGUUAGACAAAGGUGAAGAGUUGGGAAUAAGAACAGAGGAUGAAGAAAAUGACAAGAUAGCGAAGAAGCUUACGAUUGUGGGACUAUGGUGCAUCCAAUGGUAUCCAGUGGAUCGUCCUUCCAUGAAAUCAGUGGUUCAAAUGAUAGAGGGCGAGGCUGAGAUUCUCACAGUUCCACCAAAUCCUUUUGCCUCCAAAGAUGAAAUGAAGCCUAAAAUGCCCAUUAACAGAGACCUACCCACCAUUUCUGAAUAAAAAAAAAUAACUAACCCUUCUUUUCAUAUGUAAUGGGAUAAGGGGGAGAUAUGAUAGUAGGCUGGCCCCAACACCAGAUUGAGAGCAGCUUCCGUGAAGACCUCCGAAUUAUAAAAUAUCCUCCAUGAGACUCGAUCC